AUGGCACAGACGUGGACUCCUCCUGCGGACGGCACACCAUGCUGGAUCAAUGUUCUCGCUACCGAUGUCCCCCGAGCCCAAGCCUUUUACAGUACCGUCUUCAAUUGGCGCUUCAACAGGUCUGCAUCCCAGGAUGGUCGCACCCUUGAUCCAAACGAGAUCGCCUUGUUCGAAGUGCCUGGCCAGCCCAGUCCGAACGGCGGAAUUACCAAGGUCUCAGCGGACGAAUGGGCAAGCACCCAUGGCAAAGGUGGAGUGGUCCUGUAUCUCUAUGUUGAGGAUAUAAAUCCAUGGGAAGAGAAAAUUGUCGCCGCAGGUGGUAAGAAAAUGAGCGACAUUCUGCCUGAAGGCUCGAUGGCUCUGAUGCAGCACUUCGAAGACACUGAGGGCAAUUACCUGGGGAUUUACAGCAUGAAAAAGUGA
Molecule: messenger RNA, 423 nt
Organism: Rhinocladiella mackenziei CBS 650.93
Lineage: Eukaryota; Fungi; Ascomycota; Eurotiomycetes; Chaetothyriales; Herpotrichiellaceae
Exons: 3
Coding region: 1-423 (140 amino acids)
Source: RefSeq, a predicted model, not a curated record